Helobdella robusta is the source of this 372-nucleotide messenger RNA. RefSeq lists its product as hypothetical. The record is from RefSeq and is a predicted model, not a curated record. Lineage: Eukaryota; Metazoa; Annelida; Clitellata; Rhynchobdellida; Glossiphoniidae. Gene Ontology annotation, molecular function: mRNA binding; structural constituent of ribosome. Gene Ontology annotation, biological process: maturation of LSU-rRNA from tricistronic rRNA transcript (SSU-rRNA, 5.8S rRNA, LSU-rRNA); translation. The transcript is spliced from 3 exons. The annotation marks the transcript as partial. Gene Ontology annotation, cellular component: cytosolic large ribosomal subunit; ribosome.
CAGGCUAAAGUAAAAGCCAAGGAUUUAAGAAAUAAGAAGAAAGAUGAGUUGUUGAAGCAGUUGGAUGAACUCAAAACUGAGUUGUCCCAGUUACGAGUUGCAAAAGUGACAGGAGGGGCUGCUUCUAAAUUGUCAAAAAUACGAACAGUCAGAAAAUCGAUUGCCAGAGUUUUGACAGUUAUUCAUCAAACACAGAAAGAAAAUUUAAGGAAGUUCUAUGCCAAGAAGAAGCGAAAGCCCAAGGAUUUGCGUAAAAAAUUGACGAGAGCAAUGAGAAGGGCUCUAACCCCUCAUGAAUUGGGCAUCCAGACAGCCAAAGAACUUCACAAAAAACUGGCCUACCCCCAGAGAGUUUAUGCCAUCAAGGCUUAA